Messenger RNA from Aplosporella prunicola CBS 121167, 1249 nucleotides. RefSeq lists its product as uncharacterized. Lineage: Eukaryota; Fungi; Ascomycota; Dothideomycetes; Botryosphaeriales; Aplosporellaceae. The record is from RefSeq and is a predicted model, not a curated record. The transcript has a single exon. Bases 286 to 1125 code for a protein of 279 amino acids.
UCAUGCUCGGGGCGACGUGGGAGCGGAUGGGAGCCAGCGAAUCAUGGGCGCAGAGUAGCUGGCGACUGCAAUUCCAAAAGAAUGACUUGCUUCCGUGUUACGCUGCCUGACGUGGCGGCCGUGGACGACGAUAGCGCGCCGAUGUGAUGUAUCAUUUUUCAUGUUUCCUUUUAUUCCCUUCCCUUUGUUUCCCGUCGUCGCCCCCUUCCGCCCCGCAUAAAAAGGGCACACCCUGGGCGGGGCGGUGAUGGGCCCGACCAAUGCAAAAAUCUUCAACCCGGCCGCAUGCAUGACGCAGGCGCCGGCAUUGCCGAUCGCCUCCCACGGUUCCCUGCGCGCCGUCACGUCAACUUGGAUGCGUGCGGAACGGCGGGCUGGGAUUUUGGGGUGGCUUUGCGUCUGCCUCGGCGCGAGGGAUGCCUGACGUGGCUGGAGCCGCGAACGGGCGGGCUGGGGCAGGCUGCAGCACGCCGGCCCGCGGGCUGCUUCCAGCUGCUGUGCCAUCAUGGCCCGUCAUUCACAGAUACAACCUUUGCUCGACGCAACGAUGCCACGCUACCCCAUAUUUUGGCGGCGCUGCCCUUUUUUGGUGAGGCGGAAGGGCGACGAGGAGUGGGGGAACUCGCGCAUGACUGCGACAGGAACCCGCGUAUCGAAAGGGCAGACGCAUGCAUCUGUUGUUCCUGCUGCAGUGCAGCGCUGUGCUCCACACCUGUCCGUGAGUGGUGUGCGUGCGUGCAUGCUGCGUGCGUGCGGGCUGGCGGGUGGCCGCCCGGGACAGGCAUAAGAGCGUGCCAGUCGAUACGAAGUGCCGCGGGUUUUUUCCCUUUGUAUAGCUGGCCGGUGCUAUGGGCUGGGGUUCCUUCGUAUGACCUGACAACUCUUUUUUUUUUUUUUUCCCUCUUCCUACAAUACUCUCUCAGGGCCCCAGUUUCAUCGUCCCGGGCUCCCUCACGGCUGCCCGUCAUAGGCGCAUGCGCCGACAUUGCACAAAGACGAGAGUUGGCAGCAGAGUGGGUGGGCAGAGAGAGGCAGCAGGAUGCACGCACGUCGAGAACGCCGACGACGGCGUCACGCGACCGGCGUACAGCUGCUGUUGGCACACAGCGUCCGGGAGCUAUUUGAGAUAGCAAGCUUGCUUCUGCUGCGCGUACGACAUCUCGCAGCAGCAGCAGCAAGAUAUGGGCAGCAGGAGAGGCUGCACGAAAUCUGCCGGGCAAACAGGACAGGGCGCGAGAGAAUCGGAUCU